This is a messenger RNA of Erigeron canadensis, 1025 nucleotides long. Its product is annotated as salicylic acid-binding protein 2-like. Gene Ontology annotation, molecular function: methyl jasmonate esterase activity; methyl salicylate esterase activity; methyl indole-3-acetate esterase activity. Gene Ontology annotation, biological process: jasmonic acid metabolic process; salicylic acid metabolic process. The coding region runs from base 97 to 894 and encodes 265 amino acids. Lineage: Eukaryota; Viridiplantae; Streptophyta; Magnoliopsida; Asterales; Asteraceae. The record is from RefSeq and is a predicted model, not a curated record. The transcript is spliced from 3 exons.
ACAAGCAUGAGAGGGACUUGUAAAGAACAAAAACAUUUUGUAUUAUAAAUAUAACCAAAACCAUCAACUACCCAAAUACAUUACACACGCACAAACAUGAGUGAGAGUACUUGUGACGAACAAAAACAUUUUGUUCUAGUACAUGGUCUAUGUCAUGGAGCCUGGUGUUGGUUCAAACUGAAGCCUCUUCUCGAAGCAGCCGGUCACCGUGUUUCCGCAUUUGAUUUAUCUGCCUCCGGAACCAAUAUUAAAUCCAUACAACAAGUCACAACAUUUUCUGACUACACUAUGCCAUUACUAGACUUCAUGGCCACCAUUCCUCCAGAGGAGAAGGUUGUGCUUGUUGGCCAUAGCCUAGGUGGUUUGAACAUAGCUCUUGCCAUGGAACAGUUCCCCGAAAAGGUUUCCGUUGCUGUCUUCCUCACCGCCUUUAUGCCAGAUACAGUACACAAGCCUUCUUAUGUUAUAGAGCAGCUUAACGCAACUAUUCCGGAAGAAGGUUGGUUAGAUACACAGUUCUUGCCAUACGACGACGAAAACGUGCCUAAUCAAACAAUUCUUUUGGGUCCAAAUAUGUUGUCCUCGAAGCUCUAUCAACUUUGUUCCAUUCAGGAUCUUGAAUUAGGAAAAAUAUUGGUCAGACCUGGAUCUUUAUUUGUGAAUGACCUGCAAAAUUCAAACGAAUUUACGAAAGAAAGAUAUGGCAUUGUGAAGCGGGUUUUUGUCUUAUGUGAUGAAGACAAACUCAUCAAUGAAGAUUUCCAAAAAUGGAUGAUUGAAAAUAGUCCAGUGGUCGAGACUAAAGAGGUGAAAGGUGUGGACCAUAUGGCGAUGUUAUCUGACCCAAAACAACUCAGUGUUUGCCUCCUUGACAUAGCUGUUAGACUUGCUUAGAAAUUCUUCAUUUUAUGUUUAUGAAAAUACACAUUCGCAAUUACUACUUUCAGUCAUUAUAUGUUUUAGAAUUGCGUCCAUGGAACAUUGUAAUUUGAAUUAAUUAUCUUUCUUGUUGUUAUUGUUUUCAA